AUGGCUACCAUUCCCGAAGGUGCAGCUGCUCACCUUCUAUCCGCAGAACCGACGCGUGACUCCAGCUACGAUGACUUCACAUUCAUGCCUUUCCUACGCAAGAGUUUCGGCUUCGGACUCGCCAGCGAUGUACCCGUCUGCAAAGCCUACAGCGAGGGACACUGCCCCUUGGGGCCUGCGUGCCCAGAUCGCCAUCCUACCCCGUCACGCGUCACGACCUCUACCACCACAGCAUCCGGAAUGGCACCGUCAACAACACAUGGGUCACUGGUUUGCAAACAUUUCCUGAAGGGCCUGUGUAAGAAAGGCCUGAAAUGCGAAUAUCUUCACGAAUACAACUUGCGACGGAUGCCGGAAUGUCAAUCUUUCUCGCGAUCUGGAUACUGCACCAACGGCGACGACUGUCUAUACCAACAUGUCCGCGAGGAGGCACGCUUGCCACCAUGUGAACACUACGACCGCGGAUACUGUGAGCUUGGGCCUCUUUGCGCGAAGCGCCAUGUGCGUCGACGCCUGUGUGUCUUCUAUCUAGCUGGUUUCUGUCCGGAUGGAAAAGGUUGCGCAAAUGCUCACCCCCGGUGGACGGAAAACCUACCGCGGCCUACAAUGCGCACUGAGAAGACCGAGGAAGAGUUGGAGCACGAGCGUACCCUCAUUCGGGAGGAACAAGAAAGAGAAAAGGAGCGUGAGAGAGAAUGGAGGAACGAGCGUGGACGAGGCGGUGGGUUUGGACGCGGUCGCUUCCGCGGGCGUGGGAGGGGAUAA
This is a messenger RNA of Penicillium salamii, 765 nucleotides long. Lineage: Eukaryota; Fungi; Ascomycota; Eurotiomycetes; Eurotiales; Aspergillaceae. The record is from the annotation of a GenBank genome assembly.